Anopheles funestus (African malaria mosquito) is the source of this 10453-nucleotide messenger RNA. RefSeq lists its product as uncharacterized. The coding region runs from base 204 to 10319 and encodes 3371 amino acids. Lineage: Eukaryota; Metazoa; Arthropoda; Insecta; Diptera; Culicidae. The transcript has a single exon. The record is from RefSeq and is a predicted model, not a curated record.
AGCGAUCAUUAUAAAAGUUGCGAAACUGCACGAUUGCAGUUCAGUGCUUCUUUAGUAUCUUACUUCCAAUACGCAUCAAAACUGAUGCUGGAUACAACACCACAAAAAAUAAAAAAAAAUUUCAAUACUUUCUUUCAACACUGACAUCCACAUCGAAUUAUUUCAACACAGUGCGUGAAUUUUUUAACAUGUAUUGAGUGAAAAUGGCAGAAACCAAAACAUUACCGGAACAUUAUUCGCUACUAUUACCUACGAACCUAGUGACCAAGGCUCAUGUGCAUGAUGUAAUCGAAGUGAAAAAAGUGCCUAAUACUACUACCCUGUUUGUGCGAAUUAAUCGUGACUUACUGAUUUAUGAGCUAUCCCAAGAAAAUUACGAGGAAGUGCGCCGCAGAGAAGAUUUCUUUGAUUUUACCGAAGUUAAUAAGAAUACUAACUACCGUUGGGAUAUAUAUGAGCCCUCGUCGCUCGUCAUACGAAACCCUAAGGGAGUUGAGGUGUAUAACUGGAAAAACCACAAUCUAACGCUACAGUGCACUAUCUCGAAGUAUCAUGACUAUUCGGGUUAUGGUUUGUCGAAAAACACGUUCCUCUUUGGCAAGAUAUUUCCCUCCGAAAAGCGCAUUGGGAUCGUAACGCGCCUCGACACAGGUGUGGAAUUUCGUUCGAUUGUCCUGAACGAAUCUAAAUGUACCAUCAAAGCGCUAAAAGAAUCACCCAUUUUGGAAGCUGAAUGGACAAGCCCUACUACUGCUAUAUCAUUGGUAGAACAUUUCGAUAACAAUACACAGCUGGCGAUCGCUCUACGUACCAAAACAGACCUAAUACUGUAUCGUUUCAAUAAACAGUAUCAGUUGAAGCAACUAACUACUGUACCAGAAUUUCCUCCCUUGGAUAAUGAAUAUGAUCGGAUAAUGUUUGCAAAGUUUAAUCAAACGCAGUAUAACGAUCUGCUGCAUUUUUCAACUGACGGUCUCAAGAUAUAUCGUUACAACAAGACUGCUUCCGCCUUCCAGAAGAUAUUCUACUCGACCGCUUUUUCGAAACUACGUGGCUGGGAUAGCCGUAGUGUAGCAGCUAUUACACCAGUGGACAUUGAUGGAGACGAAUACGACGAGUUAGUUUAUAGUGGGCCUAAAGGGUUAGGCAUUUUACGAGCUCAUUCUACAUCUACCGGAUUGGAAUUCAACAAUGUGUUCCGCGAAACAGUUGCCAAUCAAACCGUACGUUAUCCGUUCCUUAAACUGGUUCUGAACCUAAAAUCUUCUAAAAAUCUAGAACUGAUCCUACAUACAUCUGAUGGUUUAGCCAAAGUUAAUACGAAAUAUUUGGACAUCAAUGAAGCAGAUAAGUCUAUUGAUCAACCAAAGUCGAUAACACCCAUGAAGGAAAUAGAACCCGCAGUCAUUCCGGAAAUCGUCGCCAACCACUACCAUGCUGGAUGGUGGCACGAUCAGCUUGAUUUGAGCUCCAUACUACAACCCAUCAAUCCUUAUAAUGGGGAUGUCGAGCUGAUGCUACCGAUAGUAGACAUACCAGCACCUUUCGGUAUACCGAUUCGAAAAAUUAUUCAGUAUAAAAACGUGGAAUACAACAAUGAGCUCGGACGUGGAUGGUCAUUUCCCCUGGAUUAUAUAGCACUGGAUCGUCAAUCUAGUGCAUUUGUGCAAGACCACGUCUAUUCGCUUGUGAAGGAAAAUCAACGAAUUAUAUUGAUACAUCAACCCAAAAAGGAGCCGGACGUAACUGCUAAAUCGGAACUUAUGACAUUCACUAUUGAUGGUUAUCCCGAUAUUCAUAUUGUUUUCAAUACCAAGCGCAACUUUUGGAAGGUAACAAUUGACAACCGCACGAUGACGUACAUCACUCUGAAGCAGUUUGAAACGUUGGUCGCCUGUCCACUGUGGCCGUUGUGUGGUAGAGAAUCACGUCGCAGCCAAACAUACCCUACACGGUGGUUUCUGAGCGAGGAAGAAAUCGCUGACAAUAAAAAAGCAUUCUAUUUCUAUGAUCUAGUGAAAUCCCAAACCGACGUACGCCUAACUUCCAUUCAGCUGUAUGACGACGCACGAGUAGAGUUAAGCUACAGCGAUGAUGAUCGCAUUACAAAACUCUCCGUGCUAGCACUCCAGUUUGCACAGCACUUUACAUUUCACUACAGUGACAACAACCAGUUGCUGCAGGCAAUUAAACAAAGCAAUCACAACGUGUUCGAUUUCGAAUACGAUCAACAGAUGCGGCUAUCGAAAAUUAACUACCCAAACGGUGCCAAAUGGACACCGGUAUACACUCAAAUUCCAAUCAAUCCCACAUCGCUCAAGAAAACCAUACCGAUCGAUUUUGAUGCUUCCAUUUACUAUGGACCGGAUUAUGUUGUCAUAGUGGAUGUGAAUCUCACCGACGGACGGCUUGUUCUGCAUUUCCGCGAUCCUCUCGGUGCGAAAGGUUCAAGCAAAAUGGAUAGUAGCCUUACAAUAUACGCCUUGAACAACAUAAAGAAAUACGUCCUACAUACGAUCGAAAAUUUGAUCGUAGUGGUUGUUAUUUACGACACAUGCAAAGAUAUUGCAAUUCUGCAUUUCUCCAACGACAAGUGGCAGCAACGGAAAUACUAUGAAAAGUUUCCACUUGAUGGUUUUGUAACUGCCGGUAACACGUUUUUCCUGCUUACUGAUCUGAAAACGUUACAAUUGGUGACGAUAACAAACGAUCGCGAGUACAGUGAAGAAGAAUUGCGCAACAACCUUCCAGCAAACUUUGUGGUAAAAGCGUUUCCCCAUGGAUAUGCAACGUAUGAUCGAGAGCUCACAAUAUACUUGCUUCAAGAGAAUGGCAAAUGGUUACACAUUAAAGCAACUCCGGAGAAUGUGAACUUUUUUCAAGAGAUCGAUAAUUUUGUAUCUUCCUUUGCAAUUAGCAGUGAACUAAGCCAGACAAUUCGGAAGGGUCUAGUCGCGGAUAUGCUGGGAAACUACAAACAAGCUAUCAUACUAAAAGCUCCCGUAUUGCGGAAUUUUGUGCUAGAAAUUCAUGUUCGCUUUUUCAUGCUUGAUCUCAGUGAAAAGCCGAAAAUUUAUGACUACUAUACAACGAAGAUUCUAUACACAACUAUGAGCGCUUUUAAUUACACGGUGAGUACCGAGGAGAACGAUCAGUUCGUGCUAGGAUACCGUAUGGUGGACAGGAAGUACCAGUUGUUUGUGAAAAAAUCCACCGGUCCCCAUGCAGUAGAGCUCAAUAAGUAUAUGGCCGAGGCGAAAAAGAGAAUGGCAGAACAUUAUCGUGGUAGCAGAGCGUAUAACGAAAUUUGGAAUGAGGCUAGAAAAACGACUCGCACAGAAAGUCAGCGCAUUUACAAAUCAGUGAAGGAUGCUGUCGUGUUCGCGAUCGAUCUAUCACAAUUUGGACUGCUCACCAACCAGGACGGUGUACUGACUGGUAAUCAUCAGAUCACGUACGAUGGACUGCACUGGAAGAAAAAGUCUCUGGACGAGGAUACGAUACGGCUCCGUAAGGUGAACAAGAGUUUAGGUGCUGACUAUCGAUUAGUAAAAGCGCAUGCACAAGAUACGUUCAAAAUUGUUUCCGCAGCAAAUGGAGAGACUGUUUUCGACAUGAACACUACCAAAUCGGAAGAGAUCCAGCUUGUUGUGCCGUAUUAUGUCCAGGCACAGCCAAAAGAGAGCCCAUUAAGGGUGUACUUUUUCGAUAGCAAAGAAACGGUUACCUUCCCUGUGGAGGAAAAGCUUAACCGGGCAAGUAACCAGAUUGCAAUCAUCACUACAAGUUAUGUUAAAAAAACUUCACAAGCUGUGUUGUUUAGAUGCGCCAAAUAUUUCCUCAACCCGAACAUAACCGUACUGGGAAGUCAAACGAUAACAUCCGUCGAUGAAAUGGACCAUUCAACAGAGUACAUCUAUGACGCGGAGGAUCUGCAGCUAUCUGUCGAUGGAGUCUUGUUUCGUAAAAUCAAAAUCGCACCCGGCGCGGACCGAAACCGCUUCGGUUGGUACGAACAGAGCGUUGAUCUCGUAACGGGAAACACGGUGAGGAAAGCGUACGCUGCUAAUGGCCAAGAGGUACUCGAUAGAAAAUUACGUGACCAAGAAGCAAAACGUCGUCAAUCGGAAAAACAAUCGAAUAAGCCAAAACAGAGUGAUCUCGAGAGGAUGAUUUUGGAUGUUGGCCAGCGUGUUCCGAUAGCUGAUUUGGGUCCGUAUCGCUUGGUGGACGAAAUGGUAUCUUACUAUGGGUUUGAGAGUUACGAAAAGAAUAGCUUCGGUAAAGAGAAACAGUGGAAUUUUCAUCAAAAACUGGUUACAACAGAAAACCACAAUCGUUUUCUGUCGUUAAGACAGCGCGAGGACAAACUAACAGCCGAAUUUCUGCCACUCGAACCACAUAUGAUGUUUGUGUUGUCCUGCUGGCUACGAUCUUCGGUAGCAGUUAAGCUCGGUGACACUAUCGACGUGCUAAAUGUGGACGUAAUGGCAGCGCAUGAAAACAAGAAAGCAAUGUCUUCUGAAAAGGCAGUAAUAAAACAACGCAUCGGAGUGUGGAGCUAUGUGGAAACGAUAAUCGACACGACACAUUUUCCAACAGAAACGAAACUUCGGUUUGCAAUAGCACUAGCUCCGACUACCGAGCAUCCGUCUAUCGAUAUCGAUCAUGUCCGGUUUUCACCUCUUGACAUGCCCUUCGAGGCCAAGAUUUACGAAUCUGGCAGAGGAGAGGUAAGCGCUGUAUUGAGCACGUCCGGGAUGGUGAAACAAUACUUCUAUAAUGCCAAAGGCAAAAAAACGGUCGUCUUUUCCGAACACGGUCUGGUAGAGCAAUUUGUAACGGAUUCGAAAGUUUUGUACACUCGACAGUUUAACAGUACACCGUGUGUUAUAGAGAUGAAACCCCAAAAAUCUGGUUGGUUUGGAAAAAACAAUUUGUUCGGCGUUAUUCAUACAGGUGAUAAUAUUUCAAAAACGUUCAACGGAACAUGGAGUACACUGGCGUUGCGCUUCCUGUACAGUCUUUCAUCGAACGAUACAAAUUUACGGUUCGUAUGGCAAAAUAAAGAGUUUCAUUUGCCGUGUGCUGCUGAUUCGUCUUGUCCAGCAUUGCCAAAGCGUGGUGAAGUUCUUAUAUUUAUUACAUCCAUUCGAGUUUCCGUCUGGGUAGAUGGAGUCCUGACGCAAGAAACGCUUCUCGAGCAGGACACAACUGACGCUGGGCGGAAUUUUAAAUUAUAUCUUUCGAGAGACACUCAAAUUCGAGAAUUUAUUGAAAUGUACAAUCCAACAGUCAAAGUUACUUACCACAGUUUGUCCGGCCAACCAACACAGGUGUUAGUGUACGAGAGCCAACAUACGAUGAUCAUACGGGAGAUCCUUUAUGACGAAAUCGAACGUCCAAUCCUACAAACAAAAUGGACAAAAGUGCACAAUCAAACUGGUGCUCACAUGUUUGGUUAUUAUGACAAUUUCAUACAGACAUUCGAUAACUCAACACUUCAGCUUACUGGGCUGGUAGCAGAUCUUAAUCCAACCUGUGAAGGGUUCCCGUAUACGCAUACUGUUUACGGCAAAGAUCCUACCGAAAAUAAAGUGAUGCAAGGUUUGCCCGGAAACGAUUUCACUAUUAAUGGGAAGUAUAAACGAGCCUACACGUACGUACCAGAGAAUUUCUUACUGAGCAGACUUUUCCCGGAAAAGAAUGGUUUCCAUCAUAAAGCUGUACUGUUGCCUGGUGGAGCCGUGCGAGUGGUAAUCGAAAAUGCAGAAGGCAUAAAAGUGGCUAAGUAUUCUAAGGUGGGUAAUUACGAGCAUCGGUUAACUACCUGGAGGUAUGGGGAAAACAACAGAAUAGGACAAGAACUACCACCAAUGUAUCACUAUCUGGCACAAACAUCUACAAUGGAAGGAAACGAUCCGUUCUUCAGCGCCAACUACACGGCUGAACAAAUGGCAUUGCAGCAACAGUGGGAAAUGCGGUACGAUUACGAUGAUGCCAAGAGACUGGUUCGAAAGCGUACACCGGAUGGAGGUACCUUUCAAUACCUUUACGAUAAUCAGGGCAUCCUUCGAUUCAGCCUACACAAAGAUUACAACGAAACGCUUGAUCGUGUAGUGCACUUUACGUACAUUGCGGAUGACAAAGUUACACGAGAAGCGCUCGUGCAACAACUCAACGAAACCGAAUGUAUGGAGUUGACCAAAAGUGGAAAAUCACCCAAUUCUACCAACUUCAUCGAUACACUGUAUGGAGAGCAUGAAAAAGAUCCGAACUUGCGCUAUCGAUCCAAAUUUUCUUCAAGACGCAUCGGCGAUGAUCAAAUGACUGAGUUUAUGGUGUUUGAUCAAAGCAAGAGACUGCUGAAAAAAGUGUUCGUUGUCAACACGAUCAACACAUCAUACUCGAUCGACUACGAGUAUGAAAAUGAUAAGCUACAAUCAAUCCAGUAUCCUAUCGGUGCUGGAGAUGAACCGUUCAGGUUUAUCUACGAUCACAACGAUCGCGGUGAUGUCACUUCUAUUCGUGAAUCAGCAAUGGAUGAAGCAAUGUUUGAAUUUACGUACAAUGCGGAUGGCAUGAUGGAGACGAUGAAGGUACGAACGGACGCAAAGCAUACGUUCCAGAGGAACUUUACCUACAACGAGCCGGGCUUUUUAAUCAAGCUGGAAGAUGACUAUCUGUCGGAAAAUGUAAGCUAUCUGGAAACUGAUUCGUACGGGCAGGAUUCCUACACCCCCAUCUAUGAGGGUCUCAUAUCGAAGACAUUGUUCACAGCACACUGGCAAAAAUCAACCAGUCCGCUACGUAAUGGCAUCUAUCCGGAGUAUUUCAUCACGGCUAACAUGAAUCGCCGACGAGCUGCAUUGUGCAACGAAGUGUUGCGACGUGCGGGAUACAUUGACGAAAACAACCUUGUGAAGAAAACGUUCUACGGUGAGCAGGAUAACGAAUUACCGUUCGUGUGUGGAAAACGAAUCGUGAUGAAUCAUCUGUCAGGGAUUUUGAGCAGCAAAAGCUUUCCCUAUCAGUAUGGCCAUCGUUAUGACUAUGACGAUCAUGACCAGUUGAUUAAGGCAAAGUACUUCCAUGGGCUGGAGGAGUUGGCGUUGUCUCCGCUGACAUAUCGUUCUUUCUCGAAAGCGAUAAAGGGAGUUGAUGAAGCGACAUCAGAAAAGAUUUGGGAUAUACUGCGCACAAAAUCGUUCCUCACGAUGGACUGUACCAAUCCCAGUCUUUGUCACGGACGUGAAGGAACUAAGUCCAUUUUCAGUGAUUUUAUCCGGCAGCAUCGUUACAGUCAUCACUUGAAAACCAUGUUAUCGAAGGCGAUAUCGGAUAAGAAAGGGCUGAAUGUUAGCGAAUUCGAGCAGAAAUGUAAACGAUGGAUCGAAGGAUCGAAUAUGAUAAUGAAGAUGUGCACAAAACUACAGCAGUCUUUAAGCAAAGAAAAGAUUAUAGGAAACAAUGUCGAAAACCCUCUAGCGUCACUACAUGCUGAGUUCAAGGAUGCCUUACAGGCUUACACGAAUUAUAUUCCAGACAUUGUUGGUGUCCUUAAUCACCAUUUCAAGACCGCAUUAGGCAGUUCAGCCGCAGACGUGCAGUCGUACGAAAUCGAUGCAAAUGGCAAUCAUCGGAUGUUUUAUACGGGAUUUUCGCGAUAUCGUUUGGAGUACCAUCCAGGAACGAAUAAGAUCACCAAAGUUUACCGGCAACAGUUUGAUCGGGUUCAGCGCAAUGAAGAACAGUUCGAGAUGAAGCAUGACGGUGACGGUGCUGUUAUCAAGGCGGAACACAAAGGUAUUAAGCACAUGGAGUACGAUAAGCUGCUGCAACGUGUCAGUAAAAUAGAGAUGAUGGACGGACGGAAGUUGAUUUAUCAGUACGAUGUGCGCGGAGAACGGACCUUCAAACAGGUGCUGGAUAAAGAAGGAAGUGUUAUGAAUGAGAAGUAUUACAUACGUGAUGCGAAUGGAUUGGUGCUGAUGGACAUGGAUAUGACCUAUCUGGCGAAGGAUCAACCGCCGGACGUCCGGGUGACGAGCUACAUCUACAAGGACCAGCAGCUGAUUGGGUUUUUGCGUAAUGAUAAGCUGUACGGAGUGAUCACGGACCACGAAGGAUCGGUUCGAUUAGUGGUGACAGGUGGCGAAGUAGUUGCAGCCUACGAUUACCUUCCCUAUGGACAGAUAUUUCGACGUUUCGGUACUGAUCUCGACGGGCAGCUGUCGUAUCUGUAUACGGGACAGGAGUGGGAACCGGAGACGGACCUGUACAAUUAUCGUGCUCGACUGUACGAUCCCGACAUUGGAAGAUUCUACCAGAUGGAUCCGAAAGAGCAGUACCCGAGUCCGUACGUCUAUGCUGGGAAUUCACCCAUUGCUCUUAUCGAUCCGGACGGAGAGCUUGCGUUUGCGAUUAGCUGUAUUAUAAUGGCCAUAAUUGGAGCCUACAUCGGUGCUGCUUCGGCAGCCAAAUCCUGGAAUCCGUUGGAAUGGAAUUGGAAAUCCAAAUCGCUAUGGCUUGGAAUGAUUGGUGGGGCUUUAACUGGACUUUCUAUUCCGUACAACCUGACCGCAUCGAUAGCGUAUUUCGUCGGUAUGGGUCUUUCGCUGACGGCCUCAAUCGGCAUCAUGAUCGGUUCGGGCAUAACGUUCGGAUACUUUGCGAUGGCUGCAGCGAGCGGUUCCUGGGAUCCACGCAACUUUGAUUUAACUAGCCCUGGCACCUGGAAUGCACUGUUGGGAGGCAUUGCUACCUCCGCCUUCAUCGUGACUAACCCAAACUCGUUGAUCAGCACUUUUCGAUCGAUCACCAGUACGCUUGGUAGAGCCCUGUUUGUUGUUUCGCAUGUGGCAAUAACUGUUUCCUUCGCCUACUUGUUCGGUGCGCUCAAGAUGGGCGGCGAGUUUGACGUACGGAAGUGGGAUUUUACCGAUCCAGGACUGUACUACAGCAUGUUUGAUGCUUACAUUACGGCUUCUUUCACGACAGUGAUUGUCCGAAAUUUACCAGGCACGAUCAGGAAAUAUGGCAAGAAGAUAGAAACCGGGCUUGAUCGGUUAGCCGAGACGGAGGUAUACUUCCGGGCGAAGCGGCUUAUGAAAGGGGAUUGGUCAACGAAGCUUGCCAAUGCACGGUACUUCAUGGCAGCUAAUGCGCAAGCUAUCGGUAACUUGCAACGCGGUAUAAUACCGAUUGCCUUUUACACCUUCUUUGUGACAUUGCGUAUGGCAGACAGUUAUGAGAAGAGUGCCAUACCGGGAUUUUCGGUGUUCUUGCAGAUUCUUCAAACUGCGGUUAUGACGAAAGGAUUUACCAAUCGCGUAGUGAAGCCACUAAUGCCGAACAAAGUUAACGCACCGCUAGCGAUGCCCUUGCAUGACAAUUCCUUCGCACAGCAAACUUCCUCGGGGGCUGACCGUUUGGGAAACUUUUUUCAACGAUAUUUUCCCAUUCCUUUCGAAUGGUUCUUCUUACACACGGAAAACACUCACCAGAAGGAGCAUGCUACCGACACCACAAUAGACAACUACAAAAAUCACUACCGGAAAACGUCAAAACAUAGCACGAUCGGCAACUGUCACUCAAUGACGGAUGAAAACGGAAAUGAUCGCAUUUACGUUCGCUGUUUUUCGCAUCACUCGGUUGUAACUAUUUAUCCCAAAAAUGAUGCUGAACUCGACACGUACGACAACUAUCGGAACUGUGUCCCGUUGACAUUCAAUGGCAUCCCAGCCAUUUCAUGUGAUGGUCAACGAUCAACGCUUCUUGCUGUUCAACUAGAACCUCCAAAAAUGUUCCAUUUUGUAGAUGGUUGGCUACUGCUAGCACGUGUUGCUCCGGCUGCCGUACGAGAAGUUAAGCGCAUCUUUACAAACCUGUUUGCACUGGGAAGUACUGCGAAUUGUAAAACAAAACAGCCACUGGAAAAGCCUGCAGGUGUUAAAAAAUCGAUGGAGAAAAUUAUGCUCGAUUUGCAACUGUUGUACAAUAAAUCUGUAAACAACGGUUGGCAAAUGGAGUGGUUCCGCAUCAUGUUGAAGGACCUUGAUGAAGAUGUACAAGAAUAUCUCAACCACGGAUAUGGAAGUGGCAAUAUAUUAUUGGAACGUCUGGCCGCAUUGUACAGCGAUGCUGCAGAAGAGAUCGAAUUGCACGAAACAAAGACGAUGUUGGGAGAGUAUGCGCAAUUUAAUAACAUCUUUGGAGUUAGUGGAGAUGUUACCGUAUCCUGCGACGGAUUCGUCCCUAUGAAGGAUACUAGUAAUUGCUACAAUCGUUCGACAAACCUUUAUCUAUCAUCUAUUUAAAUCAGCGAAAGCGAACCGAUUUCGGUAUCAAAUGUUUAUGAAAGAAACAAAUGAAUGUUUACAUAUUGCAUAAGCUCUUAUCCUGCACACGUGGCAUUAUAUUAAUAAAUGUUGUUCAAAUCGUUGUAUCAUCA